AUGAAAGAAUCAAUGUUAUUAUUAUGUACAAAGUUUGUAGCAAACUCUAAAAAGAGAGUGAAGAAUGAGUGGACUGAAUACUUGAAAUUAAUUAUGAAAGGAACACAAGAAACAAACAAACAAGUGAAAGUAGCUUGUGGGCAACUUAUGCUUGCUGUUGCUAUCAAUUAUGCGAGACCUUCGGAUGUUAAUCUAAAAAUCUUUGAAACUUCUCUUAAUAUUUCUUUGAAAGCUAUGGAGGAAACGGAUGAAGAAGUUAGAGAAGUGUUUAGUCAUAGCACAGCACAAUUAUUACUAUCAUGUAUGAGUGACACAGGUGUUUAUGAUUCCGUAGGUAAUGAAGAUGGUGGAACAACUCCAAGAAGUACAGCCAAACGUUCUAAAGAAUACACUUGUCUGUAUGCCAUCAUGGUUGCUACAGCACCUUUCACAAGAAUUGGACAAACAAAAGAGCUCAGAGCAGCUAUUUCAUCAUGUAUCAUUUAUUUCUUCUCUAAAUGCCCAGAGGAAGUCAUUAUCAACAAUAUGGAUACAAUUGUAAGAAAUUUAACAGGACUCAUCUCGAUCAGUUCAAACAACAUUACAAACAAUGACAAGAAAUAUGCCCAAACCUAUGUAACUAAAAUGAUUAGUAUUGGUCUUAUUGAUAGAUUAACAGAAGCAGGAAGACUUUCUUUACUAUCAAAUUUAGUUCAAUUAGUUGUUGGCCAUACAGUUUUGUCCAAUGAGAGUUGUUUUACAACUGUGCUAUAUUGUAUAGGAAAAUUAUGUAGAGUUUUAGGAGAAUGUGUUUCUAAACAAAGAGAUUCUAUUUUGGAUGCUAUUUUAUGUAGUCUUAAAUAUCCAUCUGAAAAUGUGAGAUAUGUUGGAGCAUUGACAAUUAAGCAACUCAUGGAAGCUUUACCAUCACACUCAACAGGUCUAAUUAGUGCUUUGAUGAACAUGGUACAAAUUGAUCAUGGUGAAUUAGCAACAGCUUCCAAGAGGGAUGAAAAUAUCAAAAAUUAUGCUAAUUCGUUACAUGGACAUUCAUGUGCCUUGGCUGCGUUAAUUACUGUAUCUGCCAAACAUAGCUUGACUAUUUCUCAUAGUUUGUGCUCUGCUGUUUUAGAUACAGCAUGUCUGCUUGGUAAAGCAGCUCAUCGAGAUAUUGAUGAUAUUUAUGUAUCUAUGAAGAGACAAGAAUCUUGUUGGAUACUUAUCUGUUCAGUUCUUUCUCUCAAUGAUUACUGGGUAAAGAAUAAUUUAGAGAAGAUUCUCGAAUUAUGGAAUGAAACAAUGAGUGGAAAGUAUGAAGAACCUAUUACUUAUACAACUAAGGAGGAAAUUAUUACAUAUAGACUCAGAUCUAGAGCUUGCUGCCUUCUUUCAUUGCAAGUUUUUAUUACUAAUUGUGCUCCUUUACUCACACCAGAAAAGAUGAACUUGAUUUUCGGAUAUAUUUCCUCCACCAUUGAGUUGCUCUCUAGUUUACCUACCAACUUUAAAUCUACUACUUCAAUAGGGUUAUACUCAAUAAGAUUACUCAAGAUGAAUUUAUUUAACUUGAUUGGAAAACUUCCAGAAGUAAUGCUUGCAUAUGUACCAUCUGUUGACAGCAAGUUGCAAUUACCUCAACAUAGACACGUCAUCAAUUUUGUUACCAAGAUGGCAUUUGCUGAGGCUGAUGCUACAUCAACAGAUUCAGUACCAGUUAGAACUUCUCUUGUUGAUUCAAUGGUUGAUCUUAAAGUCAAAUUGGAAGCAAUCGAAAGCAAAGUAACCUCAAUAUCAGUUGAUAGUUUAGAUGCAGCUUGUGUUUUAUUUGAUAAUAUUUCUAAUUUAUUCUAUUCUGAAAGUAUUUAUUUGAAAUUACCAUCACUGGCUGUCAGAUUAGUUGACUCCUCAAUCAGAUUGUUAGGAAAAUUAUUUAUUUACCACAAACCAAACUCCAAGACCCAAAUUAUUGAACAUUUAGUACAACAAAUCAAAACAGCUCUUGCCAAUAACUUCAUCUCUCCAUCAUCAACACCUUUAAGAAGUAGACUUGAUGAAGAAACAGGACCAGCCGAUGUUGGGUUGUGCAUUUUCAGUAACGUUGUUGCUUCUGUUUAUUGCAUUCUCAGAAAUUUAGAGACAAAUAUUGAAGAAAACAGGAAACACAAAUUUUUCACCCAAGUACAUUCCAUUCUGAAUGCUGCUUUAGGGUUUUCAGAUUCAUUUGUGAGAGCUGCUGCUGCCGAAUGUAUGCACUCAUUUGGUAAACUUAUAGGAGAUAUUUUACUCAAUGACCUUGUUAAGCGUUGCCAGGAAAAGAUCCUCACUACUAAUAUUGCCCUCAAAUCUGGUUUAGCUUUAGCUCUCGGUUCAGUCAAUAGAGCCAUUGGUGCUCUUAAGAGUAGAGCUUCCUUACCAUCAACAGUUAGCUUCUUGCUUGCUCUUUCAAAGAUUAUAGAAGAAGACGUUCAAAAGAGCUCAAUCGUAUCAAUUUACCAGACUAUUGAGACUAAUGGUGUUGCCUUCGUGCCUCACACUGAGUCAAUCAUUCAACACUUGUUCUUACUUCUCUUUGAAAAUCCAAACUCUCCAACCUCUAUUAUGACUGGAGUUUGUAAAAUUAUGCGAGCAUUGAUUGGUUUGGGCCCAGAGCUUUUGCAACUCAGAAAUCUUCCAUUCGAUAAGAUUUUCCAAUACUUUAUUACUGACAUUAUGAAUGCCACUUUAACCACCUCUGAAUUGGAUAUUACCGAUGGAUUACUAAUUGAAUUUGUUAGACUGAUGCAAAGAGCUAUCAUUUUUACACCAUAUAUGAUUUCUGAUUUUGAAAUGAUUGUUCAAUAUUUGAAGCAAGUACUCUCCACAAAGAAGGAAAGAUUGUACAUAGAAAACAUACAAAACGAGAUUGGUCAAUGUAUCAAGAUUAUUUGUGACCAAAGGCCAGAACUUAUUUCUAAAUACUUCUCACCUGAAGAAUUGUUCCAAAUCAUUGAUUCAAUUGAUUUUAGUAUUUCACAAGCUCUCACCUAUCAAUCACUUUCGCAAAGUUCAAAUGAUAGCUAUGUUUCUGGAAAUAACCAAGAAAAUCACUUUAAGAAUAUUGUUUUAUCUUUAAUUUCAAGCAAAUUAAUACCACCAAAGGAUUGGGUCAAUUUGAUUUUUACAGUUGUUUCUUCAGAAACUAAGAUAGCAGAAGCAGAAAAGAGUCAAAGUGUAAUGUUGAGUGAUACUGAUGAAAAGGAUGAUACUCCUGUUGAAAGAAAAUCAGUAGUUGUUGCCUUCAGUUGGCAAACAAAGGUAUUCUCCAUGAAGUGUUUACAACAACUUAUCGAAACACUCAAGGAUGAGUUACAUCAUGUUGAUGCGGCUGUUGCUCUAAAGAAUACUGACAAGGAUUGUUUGGUUAAUCAUUUGGAAAAAAUAAUCAAUAUUUGUUCUAUUGCAACAAACAAAGGAACUAUUUCAGUUCAACAUGCUGGGCUUGUGUUAAUGAUUAAUAUUAACAAUGUCUUUGGAGAAGUACUUGAUCCAGUUAGUCCAUGUGAAGUUUUACUUCAACAACAUUCACUUAGAUUUACAACAGCUGUUUGUGAAACUAUCACACAAAUCAACUCGCCUCUACUAGUAUAUGUUGCAUGUCAACUUUCAUCAAUAAUCAUUCCUUCUAAGAUGCUUAGAAAUCAAAACAAAUUACUUUCCAUAAUGUGUUCCUACCUUGUAAAUUAUGUUAUUGAUGAAAAGUUAUUUAUUAAUGCAGGCGGUGAGGUUACUACUUGUAUGAUUAAGGUUUCUGUAUUAGCUGCUCUUGCUGAUAUUUAUGUAGCUGCUCAAGAAACUCAAAACACUGAACUCAUUGAAAUCCUUAAACCAAAUAUGAAGGAUAUAUUUAUUAGUUGGUAUACUUUAUUGCAAGAUUUUGCCAACUUGACAAUUGUGGUAACAGACGAAGAGGAUGACAACAUCUUGGUCAGAUCAAGUUCUGAUCAAUAUUCUCCAAUUUAUGAACAAGCUGAAGAAAAUCUUAACAGAUUCUACUAUGUUGCUUUAGGUACCGAAAGAAAUGUACUCUACUACUACAAGCAAGCUUAUGCUAGUGUUUUGAAUGGUAUUACGCUUGCAAAGGAGAAGGCUGGUCUUGAAGCUGUAGCUGAAGAUAUUGACUAUAAUGAUUCUCUAUUGAUUGGUCUUGCAAUUUCUGGAUUAUAUGGAACUGACAAGAGAAAUGUGGAUAAGGCUAUCAAGUGUAUUAAAGCUAUUGGUGAAAUAAUGGCCACCAAACAAUUCCAAAAACAUCACCAUGCUCCUGGAGCAGUUUUCGAAGUAUUCUUGCUAUUGAUUGAAAUUCAAGGAGUCAGACAUUUCCAACUUCAUAAUGCAUGCCUUGAACUUUUGGAAAAGAUUUUGAGUAGUGUAGAUGUUUCUCUCUUUGUUUCAAGUGAUCAAGUCAAUGCUCAAGCAGUUGUGACAACCAGUACUGAAGUUUGCUUAAAGCCAUUGAGACUUCAUUUCCCAUAUCUCUUCAAACAAGACAGUGAAUUUGAACUAGGAUCUUUUGAAUUGGAAAAGGAACAAAAACUUUUAAUUGCUAAUAGUAUGAAAUCCUUGAAAACAAUUGUUAAAGUCUUUGGCUUGUCAAUUACUGGUGCUGUAGUCCCAACUUUGUUGUACACAACCUGUAGAGUCAUUCAAUUCACCAAAUCAAACAUGGGUCUAGAUACCACAACAGCCAUAAUUGAGGUAAGCGAAAAAUUGAGAAAUGAAAGUGAAUCCAAAGAUCAAUCCAUCUCUGCUGAAGAGAAAUUCAGUAUUUGGCAAGUAGCAAUCAGUGCCUCUAUUGAAAAUAUUAUUGGUAGAGUUGCCUCUGGAAAGCUAAUUACCAAUCCAGAAGUUGAAUUAUUAUUUAUUUUCCUUUCUUCAUCUCUAUGUUCUGAUGUUUCAAUCCAUGAAAAUGUUGUCUCAGCUAUUCGUAAGGCAAUUACUUCUGACAUUGAAAUUCUUCACGGAACUGAUCAAAUCAAACAAGCCAAAUCAGUUGACAAUGUUUUCAACUUACUUUAUGGUAUUCAGAAUGGUAUUCUAUUCUUGGCUAGAAACGGUCUUGCAAAACUUUCAGUUUUCUAUUCUAUGAAGAUUGCUGAAGAAAUUGUUCUGAGUCUUUCAUCAGAAUCGAGACUUCUUGUUGUUAAUGGUGCAGAUAAGAUUGCUCCUCCAGCAAUCAAUAUUUUGUUGGCUGGUUUUUCACUUUUGGCUGAAUUGAAUACACCUUCUCAAGGUAUUCAAAGCUAUUUGAGUAUGAUUGUACCAAUGUUAGUGAAAGUAACUAAAUUUGCCAAGAAUAAUGCCCUUUCCAAACUCUUCCUUCUUGGAGUUCAAUGUUUUGACAGAUUGACCAAAGUUGCUCCAGAACAAUUCAAAUCCUUAAUCACUUCACAACUCUUACCUUCAUCAGUUUUACUGGAUAUUCAAGAUUUUGCAAAACAACAACAACAAGCAGCUGUUGCCAAGACAGAAAAGAAAGUUGCUGCCAAACAACCUAAGAAAAAGAUGACAAUGAACUUUUAAAUUGUAAAUUUAAUAAAUAUAUUUCUUUUAAUAC
Molecule: messenger RNA, 5572 nt
Organism: Naegleria gruberi
Lineage: Eukaryota; Heterolobosea; Eutetramitea; Acrasida; Naegleriidae
Exons: 1
Coding region: 1-5538 (1845 amino acids)
Biological process (GO): endocytosis; retrograde transport, endosome to Golgi; intracellular protein localization
Cellular component (GO): Golgi apparatus; membrane; endocytic vesicle
Source: RefSeq, a predicted model, not a curated record